Messenger RNA from Drosophila takahashii, 1679 nucleotides. RefSeq lists its product as uncharacterized. The record is from RefSeq and is a predicted model, not a curated record. Lineage: Eukaryota; Metazoa; Arthropoda; Insecta; Diptera; Drosophilidae.
AAGGCCAAAAACAAAGCGAGAAUUUGGGAACCGAGCUAAAUGGUCAGCUAAUUGGCCAAACGAGUCGAAAAUCAGCAGACAGAAUGUCGCUUAAAGUGUGCCAAAGUGUUUUGCACAAGGGCACUAAAAAGUGGGGGAAGUUUGUGGGUGGUUUUCUGGUUUUUCCUUUUCUUUUUUCGGUUGGAUGUGUUGUAACCGAAUAUGGGAAAUUAUUUCUAGCUUCUGCCCACGCACUCGUAACUCAUAAUCUCUUACGAAACAGAAGGGCAAAGCUGCACAGACAUUAAAAUAAACAUUCGGUGUGGGCAGUUUUUCUCAUUUCACGAUCCAUUUGGAUGGCGUUCCCCUAUCUCGAGAGCGUUGAUAACGAUCUGCAAAGCAAACAGACCGUAGCCGAUAAGAUAUAUUCAGCUAAACCGAGCGAAUCUCGUCUGGGGGGCUGGAAAAUUGUGCAAUUUCUAUUACAGUUCUCUCUUUAUUUUCCUUUUUUUUUGCCAUGUCAACGACAAAAGUCAAGUCAAUCAAGUGCAAUCGAAAUGGGAGUGGAAUUGGAAUUGGAAAUCGAAUCGCAGUCAAAGAGGUUGCGGCAAAAAGGGAAACGACAAAGAAAAAGCCCCACAAAUCAAUGCAGGCCAGGGCUAAAGUGGUCAAAGUGGGCAAAAACCCCUCCCCCAUCGUAGGGAAAUCUGCAAGUCUGGUGCCUUUCUUUCUUUGGGGUUUCUACUUACAUUUUGCAUAAAUCUAUAAUGAGAUUUGAAAUGCAACUGUCACACAUAAUGGCAUUGUCCAGUGACCAAUCAAUGCAGCUUAGCAAAAUGCCACAAUGAUGAUAUAAGCAUGGGGAAAAAUUAAGAGGAAAAUUAAAUUAGCUCUUCGCUUUCAACGGCUGAAAUCAAAAUUCCACUCGUUAUGGUUUCUCAAAUAAAUACACAGCUAGUUCCAGCAAAUGCUUUUCAAAUAUAUUAAAUAUCCGUGGGGUAAACAAUAUUCAAAGCGGAAGUUGGAUGCCCAAAUAUUUAUUAGCCAUGAACAUUGUUUACAAACAAAAUGAAACGAUCGCCGUAUAUUAACCCCCUGCCCCCAAUAUAAUGCCAUACUUUUAGAUUAUACAGUUGGCUUUUGGCGUUCUAUGGGAAAUUAUUGGAGGCGAUUUUCGAAAUUCUACCGAAUAGAGAAGCUUUUUGCUCGCGCCCAGUAAAGUCCAGAAUAGAUCAUCAUGUGCCACUGUGGACAGUUCAAUCCCUUCUACAUUGGACCCUAUCCGGAAUGCGCCUGUGGGGAUUGUCCCUAUGGAAAGUACUCGGGAUUCACGCGAUGCGGUUGGAGUGGCGGCAACGGACCCUUUGGCACCACCUUCUGUGAUCCCUGCGGCGGGGAUUCCCGGUAUGGAGGGGGUGGUUUUGGAGGAGGCUGUGGUCCCUGCUGGAAUCCCUUCUCCGGUUCUAGUUGUGGUCCCUCCUGUGGAACCUCCCGCUGUCCCCCAUCCCGUGGAUCUCCUUGUAGAGCAGACUGCUGCAUGAUGGGCUCCAGUGGAUUUGACUGUGCCUAUCCUGGCCAAUCCUGCCGCCCAUCCUGCUACCCUUGCUGCUGAUUACUGUGUACUCGUAUUCCUGUGGCCUCUGGACUUUACUGUGUGCGGUUAAUUGGUUUCUUGAGCAAAAUUGAUUGUAAAGCACGAA